UAUUUAGUGUUUGAUAUGAUUGUAUCUCAAGCUUUUGUGCUCACAUUAGUUGUUUUUAUGCUGCUUAGGGAUGGGGUCCUGGUAAAAUGCGAGAUAUAUGGUGAAGUUCAAGUGAACUCCCAUUUAUCAGGUGUACCUGAUUUGACUCUUUCCUUUUCAAACCCUUCUAUUCUUGAUGAUGUAAGAUUCCAUCCAUGUGUUCGGUUUCGGCCUUGGGAAUCCCAGCAAAUUCUGUCGUUUGUGCCGCCUGAUGGACAGUUCAAGCUAAUGAGUUACAGGGUUAGAAAGUUGAAAAGCUCUCCAAUCUAUGUAAAGCCACAGCUAACCUCAGAUGCUGGAACAUGUCGUGUUAGUGUGAUGGUUGGAAUACGAAAUGAUCCUGGAAAGACCAUUGAUUCAAUAACUGUGCAAUUUCAACUGCCUCCAUGCAUUUUAUCAGCUGAUCUGACUUCAAAUCAUGGAACAGUAAACAUUCUUUCAAAUAAGACCUGUUCAUGGUCAAUUGGGCGUAUUCCUAAAGAUAAAACCCCUUCCAUGUCUGGAACAUUAGUGCUUGAAAUGGGAUUAGAGCGCCUUCAUGUGUUCCCCACAUUUCAAGCAAGUUUUAGGAUCAUGGGUGUUGCUCUCUCUGGCUUGCAGAUAGAUAAGCUCGAUUUGAGGAAUCUACCAAAUCGACCAUACAAGGGCUUUCGAGCACUCACUAAAGCAGGGCAAUUUGAAGUUAGGUCGUAAUUCAGCAAUACAAUUUUUUUUUCUUUCAAAGCUGUGUGAAAUGAGAUCAAUUUGUGUACAUUAUGGUGUGAGAAUGCCACUGAUAGUUUCAUCUGUAAAUUUCUUUUUUGUUAUAGAAAAUCUUUGGUCUGAGAUCCUAAUAA
Molecule: messenger RNA, 875 nt
Organism: Rosa rugosa (rugosa rose)
Lineage: Eukaryota; Viridiplantae; Streptophyta; Magnoliopsida; Rosales; Rosaceae
Product: AP-3 complex subunit mu
Exons: 3
Coding region: 16-732 (238 amino acids)
Biological process (GO): intracellular protein transport; endocytosis
Cellular component (GO): clathrin adaptor complex; cytoplasmic vesicle
Source: RefSeq, a predicted model, not a curated record